Portunus trituberculatus (swimming crab) is the source of this 2318-nucleotide messenger RNA. RefSeq names its product FAD-dependent oxidoreductase domain-containing protein 2-like. The transcript has 12 exons. Gene Ontology annotation, molecular function: monooxygenase activity; flavin adenine dinucleotide binding. The record is from RefSeq and is a predicted model, not a curated record. The coding region runs from base 153 to 2318 and encodes 721 amino acids. NCBI's taxonomy places the organism in Eukaryota, Metazoa, Arthropoda, Malacostraca, Decapoda, Portunidae.
CGCGGCCCUGCUAAAAGGCGGACGUGCUGGUGCUCUUGCCUCUUGUCGACCCUCGCUGCUGCUUCGCUCACACCCACACAACCAACUCAAGAGCUCCGUUACAACUUUUUCCCACCUUUGCUGAUACUCAGGUGUGUUCCCCGCCCGCCGUGAUGGUCAGUGGGCGACACUCCUCUGCCGACACGGGUUGCUGCCACGGAUCCCUCCUUUCCCUCCUCCUCCUCUCACUUCUGUCUCUCUCUCCCUGUCUGGCCGUCACUAACACCAGCUCCAGCACUACCUCUUCCUCCUCUUCCUCCCAAUCUGACUCGUCCUCCUUGUCCUCUUCCUCAUGUUCCUCACCCAAAACAUCGUCUAUCUCCCCCCUUUCGUCCUCCUCCUCGUGCUCCUCCUCGUCUGUGCCCCCAGUGAGACACGACUACUGUGUCAUUGGAGCGGGGCCAGCCGGGCUACAGAUGGGGUACUUUCUGCACACCGCCGGGAGGGACUACCUUAUCUUCGAGCGUGCUAACCAUUCAGGCAGCUUCUUCUCGGAGUACCCUCGUCACCGUCGCCUCAUCAGCAUCAACAAGAGAAACACUGGGAGGACAAACGCUGAGUUCAACAUGCGACACGACUGGAAUUCCCUUCUCUCGCACGAUCCGACUCUUCUCCUCAAGCACUUCUCCACAGAGUUUUUCCCCGAGGCAGAUGCAAUGGUGCGGUAUCUCGGGGAGUUCACGCGGCGUCUGGGGCUUCGUGUCAAGUACAAUAGUGUGGUGCAAAACCUUCAGCGGCACCCUGACACCACGUCCAUCACCAAGGGCUACUUCACCUUCCAAGACCAGCACAGCACACACUACUACUGCAGGACCGUGGUGGUGGCGACGGGCAUGAAUGUUCCCAGCAAACCCAACUUCCCCGGGGCACAGUACACCCUGGGUUACGAGACGCUGCCUGUUGAUCCUGAAUUCUACGAGGGGAAGAACGUGCUUAUACUUGGCAGAGGCAACGCGGCCUUCGAGACAGCGGACUCCAUCUAUGGCAACACUAAUAUGAUCCACAUGGUGUCCAGGUCCAGGGCGAGGCUUUCCUGGAACACUCACUACGUUGGCGACCUCAGAGCAGUGAACAACGGCCUCCUGGACACUUACCAACUGAAGUCUUUGGACGGCCUGCUGGAAGCGUCAGUGGAGGACAUGGUGCUGGAGAAACAGAAUGGGCAGAUCUUCGUGCAGUUUCCCUGGGACAACGAGUCGAGGGACCACCUGCAGGGUACUAAAGGGCAGCAGGAGGAGGAGCCGAUCAAAGAGAACCAUUUCGAUAACUUUUCUCUUCGUGAGGGUUACGAUCUUGUCCUUCGCUGCCUGGGCUUCAAAUUUGACUUCUCCAUGUUCGGAAACUCCACCCACCCCGGUAAAUCUGCCAAGAAGUCGAAAUACCCGGCGAUCAAACACACAUACGAGGCGCAGAGUGUUCCUGGCCUCUAUUUUGCCGGCACAGCUACGCAUUCCCUUGACUUCCGAAAAUCUGCCGGAGGGUUCAUCCACGGCUUCAGAUACACAGUCCGCGCUCUUCACCGCCUGCUGGAGUGGCGGCUGGAGGGACGUCGCUGGCCCGUUACCUCCCACGCCAUCCGAGACCUGCUCAAUGUGCUAGUGAAGCGGGUGAACGAGGCUUCGGGGCCCUACCAGAUGUUUGGAGAGUUGGCUGACGUGGUGCUUCUGAGAGACGGGAAGACCAGAUUUGAGCUUCUGCAGGAGUUCCCGGUGCAUAUGUUAGCGCAGCUGGAGGAACUGACGGGGCGCGAGGCUGAGGAGGUGGUGGUGGUCCUGAUGGAAUACGGACCGGACUUCUCUGGGCCUGAAAAAGACACCUUCAGAGUGGACAGGUCUACUGGAGAUCCCCUCGAGGCACACCGCUCUAAUUUCCUUCACCCCGUCUUCUACUACUACAAGAAGCUUCCCACAGAGGCGGAGAUGAUGACGAAGUGGGGCAAGACCAGCCUACCCAAACCUGCCCGCCUCCACCACAUGCUUGAGGACUUCCUGACGGUGUGGACAUCGCAGCAGAGUCACAUCCUCCCACUGCGACGCUUCCUGGAGUACAUCACGGGGAUGGACCUGCGCCACCAUUACGCCCACACCUGCCUCGCCCACGCCCUCACUAAUGGACGCGCGCCUCACCUGUGUGCGUGGGAGGGUGGGCGGAGCAUCUAUCCUACCCCCAGCGUGCCAAUCCACCCACCAGACGACCCAAGCGGCACUCCAGACUUAUCGUUACGUGACAGGGCGCCGUCCGUUCUUCCUGCCGCGUCUCUUGCUUCUGCUACUUCUUGA